Molecule: messenger RNA, 1107 nt
Organism: Miscanthus lutarioriparius
Lineage: Eukaryota; Viridiplantae; Streptophyta; Magnoliopsida; Poales; Poaceae
Source: the annotation of a GenBank genome assembly
AUGGCGAGGCGUGAGCAGUUCCUCGCGCUGCUGCUGUGCCUCGCGGCCUGCGCGCUGGCCACCGGCCCCGCUGACGCGACGAGGAAGACGGUCGGGGUGUACGAGCUCAAGAAAGGGGAUUUCUCCGUCAGGCUCACCAACUGGGGCGCCAGAGUCAUGUCCGUCGUCCUCCCAGACUGCAAAGGGAAUUUGGCUGAUGUCGUCCUUGGCAGAGACACCAUCGCUGAAUACGUCAAUGAUACCGAGUACUUCGGGCCGAUAACGGGCCGCAUAGCACAGAGAGUUGCCCGGGGCCGGUUCGUCCUCGACGGCAAGGUCUACCACAUGCACAGGAACGACGGCAGGAACACCAUUCACGGUGGUGACAGAGGGUUCAGCAGAAGCAUUUGGACGGUGAAGGAGUACGUAGGCGGCGGCGAGUCACCCUACAUCACCUUCUACUACCGCAGCUUCGACGGAGAGCAAGGAUUACCGGGGAAUGUGGACGCGUACGUGACGUACCGUAUGUCGGGGCCGUACACGCUGGGGGUACACAUGAACGCGACGGCGCUGGACAAAGCGACGCCGGUGAACUUCCUGCUGCACGUGUACUGGAACCUGGGCGGGGAGGGCAGCGGCCGCGACGUGCUGGGCCACACGCUCCGGCUGCACGCGUCGCGGUACGCCGUGCUGGACGACGAGCUGCUCCCUUCGUCGGGGCGCAUCGAGCCCGUGGCCGGCACGCCGCUGGACUUCCGGACGCCCACGCCGAUCGGGUCCCGCAUCCGCCAGGUCGUCGUCAUGGGCGGCCGCGCCGUCGGGUAUGACGCCAACUACAUCAUCGACGGCGGCGGGGAAGGGGCGAUGCGGCCCGUGGCGCAGGUCCGGGACGCCGCGUCCGGCAGGGCGCUGGAGCUGUGGGCGAACCAGCCGACCAUGCAGCUCUACACGGGGAACUUCCUCAACCACACCGCGGGCAAGGGCGGCAAGGUGUACGACAGGUACGCUGGGUUCUGCCUGGAGACGAUGGGGUACGUGGACGCCGUGAACCACCCCGAGUUCCCGUCGCAGACACUCAGGCCCGGCCAGGUGUACAAGCACGAUAUGGUCUACAAGUUCUCCUUCUAG